AUGGCGACUAGCCCUGCUCGUCGCGGGCAAGCUAAACGGGUACGGCAGUGCUCGCCCGACGCGGCCAAAAGAUCCAGAGACUCAACCUUGAAGACUCAAGAGAGCGAGUGGCCACAGGCUGCGGCUUGGGACUGCUGGGCCAUGCCACGCAGAGAUGCCCUGUCCACCCUGGGCCAAGACCGCCGGCUAAGGACUAGAGGGGCACGGGGGGGGUGGGCCAGAGUUUUCUCGGGGGUGAGGUGA
This is a messenger RNA of Colletotrichum orchidophilum, 243 nucleotides long. RefSeq lists its product as uncharacterized. The transcript has a single exon. Lineage: Eukaryota; Fungi; Ascomycota; Sordariomycetes; Glomerellales; Glomerellaceae. Bases 1 to 243 code for a protein of 80 amino acids. The record is from RefSeq and is a predicted model, not a curated record.